Molecule: messenger RNA, 1512 nt
Organism: Drosophila willistoni
Lineage: Eukaryota; Metazoa; Arthropoda; Insecta; Diptera; Drosophilidae
Product: phospholipid phosphatase 5
Exons: 4
Coding region: 231-1436 (401 amino acids)
Biological process (GO): phospholipid metabolic process
Molecular function (GO): phosphatidate phosphatase activity
Source: RefSeq, a predicted model, not a curated record
CUAUGAGCGUUGUUUAUUUUGUCGCCAGAGAUUAGAGAAAGUUUAUAAAAAGACCUGGCAAUUAGCAUCAAAUAGCCAGUUGGUGUAAUCAGUUAAAACGAAAAACACUCGCAUGUGAAAAAGCAACAAGUCGAUGAAAAUCUCGAGAGUUACAACAAAUUGUAUAUACAUAUAUUUGAUAUUGACAGAGCCAAAGUCGAAGUGUUUACGGGGGAUCGGUCCAUGAAGAGAUGAAUAAUUUACGUAGUCGCAAAUAUUCAUCACUUGAGCCCAAUGUCAAAGAGACUCAUCAGGCAACAAGUCGAUCAAAAUCGAAUACAACUGAACAUAAUCAAAACCUUGACAAUACCCAAGUGACAAACAUGUCAUCAUUAAGCGCUGCCUCACGCCUCAAGUCUUCCACCCAUCAUAGACGAAGCCAGAGCGAAAGUUCAGCAGAAGACUAUGGAGCAGUACAAAACGGCAACGGCCACGGCAACGGAAUGUGGCGAAAUGAGUUACAUCUGGAAACAGAAAGUGAUGUGGCCCAGCCCAUAAAGGGCAAGAAGGCAACGGACCACACCAGUAUCAGAUAUGAGAAGAUUAGCGAUCUUGUAGACGUUGUCGCACGCAUAGCAAUUGUCUUAAUCUUUAUAAAAUUGGAGACAAUGACCGCUUUCAAAAGAGAAAUCCAUGCCGAAGAAUUAUGGUUAUAUAAGAACCCAAGAAGACCCGAUUAUGUCAAGGGUGAAGUGUUAUUAUUCUGGGUUAUAGCUGCCCCUUUUCUGGUGACAUUAUUUUUCUUGGCUUGGACCAGGAAUAGAAGAGAUUUUCGCGCGGCCAGUUGGUCCUGGACAUUGGCAUUGUGCCUAAAUGCCAUACCAACAAGUUUGCUAAAGGUCACUGUCGGACGACCAAGACCAGAUUAUUUCUAUCGAUGCUUUCCUGAUGGCAUAAUGGUCUUAAAUGAGACAAUUACCGGUAGUUCAAUAUUGGAUUUUAAUUGUACUGGCCGCUUAAGUGAUAUCAAUGAGGGACGCAAAAGUUUUCCUAGUGGUCAUUCAUCCUUUGCCUUUGCCAGUUUUGGUUUUAUAGCCUACUAUGUGGGGGCCAAACUACAUGCCUUUGAUGUGCGUGGACGUGGUCAUACCUGGCGUCAAUUAAUUCCAACUGUGCCCUUCAUAAUUGCUGCUUUGGUGGCCAUUAGUCGGACAUGUGACUAUCAUCAUCAUUGGCAGGAUGUGACUGUAGGCGGUGUCAUCGGUCUCCUUGCUGGUUAUAUCAGCUAUAGACAAUAUUAUCCAUCAAUAUUUAGUCCAGAAGCUGGUACACCAUUUAAUCGUUGGUCUCAGACCUCAAAACAUCAUUAUAAUCAACAGGAAAAGUACAACAUACAAGAGGAUCACCAUGGAGAUAAUAAUGAAGAUAUGCUUAAGAGGCCUCUACUUAGUGGGUAACAUGAUAAAGUAACUAAGAGAAAAAAGCUUUAUGUAUUAUAUAUAUAGUCAAUUAAUCGAGAAAAUCGAAAUCGAA